This is a messenger RNA of Conger conger (European conger), 803 nucleotides long. RefSeq lists its product as uncharacterized. The transcript has 8 exons. Bases 171 to 803 code for a protein of 210 amino acids. The record is from RefSeq and is a predicted model, not a curated record. NCBI's taxonomy places the organism in Eukaryota, Metazoa, Chordata, Actinopteri, Anguilliformes, Congridae.
UUUUUCUUUUUAUUCUUCUGCACCUGUGACCAGCUGUCAGACUGUGAGGAGUGGAGAGUGGACGGGGCAUAUUCUCCCUGAACGGGCCAACGUUCUGAAAAAAAAAAAAAAAAAAAAUCAAGGACCCGGGACCCUCUUCGGCACCCAGCUGGGGCUAGCCAAGUGCUGGGAUGGAGGAGAGCACUUACGAGACGUUUGAGGAUGAACUUGGGACGCCAUUACAGGAGAAACCCCCGGCCAAACCUGUGAGGCUGAUUCACAGAGCAGACAUGCAAGCCACACGGAAAGUGAAGGAGGAGCCUCCAAGUCCCCAGAAUGCCCCAAAACCAGCCCUGAAGGAGAUAUCCAGGACCAUGUCGAUCCGCCGGGCCCUGUCCAUCCAGAACCUGGGCCAGAUGGAGAGCCCGUGGGCUGGGAUCACACUGAACCGCUGCCUGUUCGUGGCCGUCACCAUUCUGCUCAUUAGCUCCGGGAUCCAAAGGCUAAACGAGGCGCUGAAGGCGUUGAGGGCCGAGGAGGACGGGAAACGGGUGCAGGAGGACGGAGGGAGGGUGGAGGAGAGCCUCGCCCUCAGACACGCCGCUCUGAAGCGGGACGGGACCCCCCCGCAGCCGGCGAGCUCUCUGUGGCACAGCUUGUUCCAGUGGGUGCUGGACGAUGAUGACGAGGAUGAGGAAGAGGAGAGCGUGACCGGGAUGAAGAGCGCGCGCGGGAGGGGCAGAGAGAAGAAGCAGAAAAAGAGCGCUCUGCAGGAGAAGCAGAAGAGGUCAGAGGUCACCGAGGUCACCGAGGUCACGGAGUAG